Molecule: messenger RNA, 1659 nt
Organism: Caenorhabditis remanei
Lineage: Eukaryota; Metazoa; Nematoda; Chromadorea; Rhabditida; Rhabditidae
Exons: 12
Coding region: 1-1659 (552 amino acids)
Source: RefSeq, a predicted model, not a curated record
AUGCUGAUGCUCUGGCUCUUAUGCCUCGUGAUACUAUCUCCAUGCGUAACAAUAGAACAAACACCAGCAGAGAUUGUCGACACUGCAAUCAAUGCUUUAUCGGCAGCGAAUAACAGAUCAGGAGAUGCUUUAUUGUCUUUAAAUGAGUUCGGACCUAAACUGACUUCCCUCAUGAAAGCAUAUGUCCCCCUCGGAGCACUUAUGUAUAAGGCGACUAAAAAAAAGCCGGAGAGCGCCGAGUUCCGAGCUCUCAUGGACUUCCGCGCCCGAGCAGAAAAAAUAUGGAAAAUACAGGAAAAACGAGCUAGAACUGCGACUAGAACUGCGAAAAUCUUAAACUCGGAAUAUAUAAGGACUGUGAAAGAACUAAUUCGUUUCAUGAAGUCGUCCGCCGACCGCUAUCUGAAUCCUGACUAUAAAAAAAUGGGCUAUCAAAUAAGCGAAUUUGAGUCCGACUGUAUGCGUGAAACCAUACAGUUAAAAGUUCGUUUCAAUUUUCUGCUGGAUUACUGUACAAGCAUCUCACAUGAGGAGGCGCAGCAACUUGCAGAUCAUCGUAGAAACUUGAUGAAUGCGUUUCUACGAUUUCGAGUGAAAGGGAACGAACCUCUUCCAGAUAUUGAACUAUAUAUAAUGGAAUUCAUCGACAUAGAAGAAGAAUUCCUUCGUAAAUUCAAAUUUGUUUCACAGGAAGAUAUGGGUGUCUACCAUAAUUCUUUCUUUAGUUAUCACGAAGCGAUCGAGGCAUAUUUCAAUGAAAUGCGAUAUAAAGGAUCGAUUAUUAAAAGGGAGUACUUUGAGGACGGGUGUCAAGUACGUGAGCUGCUGAGAAAGUCGAAUUUCAAUUAUACCUAUGUUGAGGCGUUCGCUACGGAGUUUAUGAGUGAGCUGCUCGAUUUGACAUUUGUCGAGGCGAUUUGUGAUAAUGCUCUACACAACAGUACGACUGAACUCUCUGGUUUCAGAUUACUGGGUGAUAUGAUUAAAAUAUCCUCUUUCACCUCAAACUGGCUGAACAUGUCACUGGAUUCCGCCUGGCCGUCGGCACACGUUGGAAUUCUAGAAGAGCAAAUCAAGAGAGCAGUGAAGAAGCCUGGAGAGGUUACCAGAGAGAAUUUGAAAAUGGUAGCUGAGAAAACACAUCCACUACUUUUGAAUACUGGAACGCAAGGCUAUGGUUACGAGUUUGUCGUGAUCGAAGCAACCGACAAAAACUACGAAUUCUUCUUCGAUGACUUCGGACACCACAACCAUUGCGUGUACAACAGAGGGGACUACGGUUUCGACACGGUUAUCGGUCGUAUACUUCUCAACUCAACGGAUCGAGAUUUUACUGUUGCGGAGAAAAUCUUUCGAAAGGGAAAACAGGCUGAAAAGUUGAAUGAGAUAAUUCAAUCGGAAAUGAGCAAAAUCUAUGCAGCGAAGACUCUCCCACUGAUUGUUGACACUUUGAAAAAGAAAAUUGGAUCAGGAAUUCUCAAGGAGUUCCAAUGUUGGGCGGUUGCACGUGAAUGGUCUUAUUUUCCUUGUCCCACUAUUGAUUAUUGGGCGUCCCCAUUUAUUGUUAGCAAUUUGGAGAGUAUUACGACACUAAGUUAUCGGAACAAAGGACGUUUUUAUCAAUAUUGUCAAGAAUUUCGAUUCUUUUUCUUUGCAUAG